This is a messenger RNA of Drepanopeziza brunnea f. sp. 'multigermtubi' MB_m1, 1599 nucleotides long. RefSeq lists its product as uncharacterized. The record is from RefSeq and is a predicted model, not a curated record. Gene Ontology annotation, molecular function: magnesium ion binding; magnesium ion transmembrane transporter activity; cobalt ion binding. Lineage: Eukaryota; Fungi; Ascomycota; Leotiomycetes; Helotiales; Drepanopezizaceae. Gene Ontology annotation, cellular component: plasma membrane.
AUGGCCAGGGUAAAAGAUGGGCAUUUCGCGAACUUCGACGAUGAAUCGACGUACAGAAACAGCCAGGAGCGCGCUCUUCUCGAGUCAACUCGCAACUUUGUCGUCCAAUUUGGAGAAGACGGAGCUGAUAUUGCGUGGGACUUUCAGGCUGACGGUCUUUCAGCUCUGCUGAGGAACCCAUCUCCGGCAGAAAGACCUGUUCGAUGGAUUAACAUCUGGGCACCACAUCGACAAGUAGAAAUAGUCGAUCUGCUUGGCAAGCACUAUGGUUUCUCCCCGAGGCUUCUUGCCAUCAUUGGAACAGCCCCCCCGGAGUCUAGACACCUAGAUAAGCCACUUGGCCGGCUCAGAACGAAAAUAUACAGGCAAGAUGACAUUGAACUAGCGACCACUAGAGCAAGUAUAGAACUUCCUACAUGGCCAAUAAAGUCGCAAGAUGAUGAUAUAAGUCAUUAUGCUCUUGCCAAUCAGAUGAUAAACUAUCAGAGCCAUGAUGUUGGCACCCAUUUUCUCUGUGUUGGUGCGAACUGGAUACACGAAUUGAAACCCAAAGCUGAGGUGGUUGAUGAGGAAAAGGUUUCUGAAGGAAGGCAGAAAAGGUUGUUUUCAUGGCUGGUCCUCUGUGACGAUCAUACUGUCAUAUCCCUCCAAGAAGACUUUGGACAACUUGAAGACUCUGAGGAUGUUGCAGCAAUCCGUUCAAAUACGCUAAGUGUACUUAGCCAGCUUUCAAUACGGUCCACUGCAGAUGCCAUCUCCCUGCAAAGUGUCCGGCAGGCAUUGAAACUGGAUGCUACUAAACACCAACCAGGAAUCGAAGGUUCUAGUUUACUCUUUCAUUAUCUAUUCGAUGACUGGCGCGCAGUAUACUCUACUGUAGCAACGUACAACAAGAGGCUGGACGACCUGCAAUGUGCAAUCCUUGGCGAAGUGACAAGAAAGAGCAACUCUUCACCAAGCCUGCAGAUAAUCCUACGCCUCCACAUCCUCGGCCGCCAAAUCCGCUCAAGUCAGCACCUUUACGAAGGCUAUAAAAAUCUUAUCAAGCGAAUCCUCGAGCCUAAGCCAGCUCCUGUACACUUGACUGCCCUCUCCCGGUCUUCCACCAACCUCAGUGCUGGCCCAGGAGGCAAGGGAAAUGGUGUGACGCUUUCUUCGUCCGCUGCGCAGCGCUUUGAACGAAUUAGCGACCGACUGGAACUGCUCAUCUUGAGCGAAACGAAGGAGCUACUUGCCGAGAAAGAAGCAUUGGUCUCUACCUAUUUCAACAUUAAUGCGCAAAAAGACUCUGAAGCCACGGCUCGCCUGACUCGCUCCGCAACCCUCCUCGCCAAGCUCUCAGUCCUCUUUCUCCCAGUUAGCCUCAUGACGUCCUACUUCUCAAUACAGGUUCAAGACCUGGAAGGAGUCUACACAGUCAAUGAUUAUUGGUACUCGUUUGCCGCUAUCAUGAGCAUUUCCUUCCUGUGCUUAUUCUUCUUCAGCAGGCUGCUGAUGUAUGUGACCGAGACCCUAGAUGGGUGGAUGAGGACGAUAUACAAAUCUGGCGCGAAAUCGUUCACGAAUGUCCUACGGAAGAGAGAUGAGGUGCAGUCAUGA